Messenger RNA from Callorhinchus milii (elephant shark), 2978 nucleotides. It is a transcript of the gene arhgap24, whose product is annotated as Rho GTPase activating protein 24. The transcript has 10 exons. Gene Ontology annotation, biological process: activation of GTPase activity; wound healing, spreading of epidermal cells; negative regulation of Rac protein signal transduction. Gene Ontology annotation, cellular component: focal adhesion. The coding region runs from base 96 to 2351 and encodes 751 amino acids. Lineage: Eukaryota; Metazoa; Chordata; Chondrichthyes; Chimaeriformes; Callorhinchidae. The record is from RefSeq and is a predicted model, not a curated record. Gene Ontology annotation, molecular function: GTPase activator activity.
UGUGCAGUAACAUCUUAAUAUAGUGUCUUUCCCAUUGACCUGUGGCAUCUGUGGUUUAGGAGCCGGAGGCUUGAGGAAAAUCCAUUGGUCUCAUAAUGGAUGACCAUAGCAGCUCCUUGGAUAGCUCCCAGUCUGUCCGAACCAGGCAAAAUGUGAUUAAGUGUGGGUGGCUGAGAAAGCAAGGAGGUUUUGUCAAGACUUGGCACACACGUUGGUUUGUACUCAAGGGCGACCAGCUUCACUACUACAAAGACGAAGAUGAAAAUCGACCACUGGGGACCAUUUUCUUGCCUGGAAAUAAAGUCACGGAGCAUUCGUACAAUGGAGAUGAGGCGAGAAAGUUCCUUUUCGAGAUUGUGGCAGGUGGAGAUCGUGAUCGGAUGACUGCCAAUCAUGAGACAUACCUCCUCAUGGCCAGUACUCAGAAUGAUAUGGAAGACUGGGUGAAGACUAUUCGCAGAGUGAUAUGGGCUCCCUUUGGUGGAGGUAUCUUUGGCCAGAGGCUGGAAGACACUGUACGGUACGAGCGUAGGUAUGGUACUCGCAUGGCACCAAUGCUUGUGGAGCAGUGUGUAGACUUCAUCCGCCAGAGAGGGCUGAAGGAAGAGGGUCUCUUUCGACUACCCGGUCAAGCGAAUCUGGUCAAGGAGUUACAGGAGGCCUUUGACUGCGGUGAGAAGCCGUUAUUUGACAGUAAUACAGAUGUACACACUGUUGCCUCUUUACUGAAGCUAUACCUGCGAGAGCUGCCUGAGCCUGUCAUCCCCUACGCUAAAUAUGAUGAGUUCCUCUCCUCUGCCAAACUGUUCACCAAGGACGAAGAGAAUGGGAUGAAGGAACUAACUAAACAAGUGAAGACACUUCCCCCAGUCAACUUCAACUUGCUAAAGUACACCUGCAGGUUCUUGGAUGAGGUGCAGUCUUACUCCGACAUAAACAAAAUGAGCGUUCAGAAUCUAGCGACAGUGUUUGGUCCAAACAUACUGCGACCAAAGAUUGAGGACCCAGUCACUAUUAUGGAAGGUACAGUGCUGGUUCAGCAAUUAAUGUCGGUCUUGAUAAGUGAACAUAACAGGUUAUUUCCCAAAGAAGGAGAGGAGAUUCAGACCAGGCAGGAUGGGUGCAACAACAACAAUGAAAUGCCAAAGAAAACCACAGUAACGUUUCCACAGCCUCUGAAUAAAGAGAACAAAAAGCCAACGCCCGAGGCAGUUCGUCAGUGUUCCUGGGACAAUUCAGAAACUUCACAAAGGGCAAGCAAUGAGUGCGGGUCUCCAACUGCCCUGAACAGCAGCAACAGAUCGGGGAGCCCCAGGACCAGCCUGAGCAAAGUGGAUGUUAACAGAAGUCCACCUGUCAUGGUGAAAAAAAAUCCUGCGUAUUCCAAGGGUAGUGGCAUAGUCACCAACGGCUCCUUCAGCAGUCCUACCGAGAACCAGGAGAAAAUGCAAUCGUUGCCAAACGGAAGCCUGCAGGCCAGAAGGAACUCAUCACUAAAAGGAACUGGGACUAAAAUGGGGACCGGCAGUGUGCAGAAUGGGGGAGUGAGAAUGGGAAUCUCCAGUGCAGAUAUGAUGAAUUCCUCUUUAAACAACCGAAUUGGAAGCUGGAUGCCCAAUGGGUAUGUGACAUUGAGAGACAGUAAGUCCAAGGACUUGGGACUCAGUGAAUCUAUGCAACAGAAUAGACUGUCCACCUAUGACAAUGUUCAGCAGCAAUUUUUACUUUCAAACUGUGACGACAAGCAAAGCGUGGACAGUGCCACCUGGUCCACCUCAUCCUGUGAGAUCUCUCUGCUAGAGAAUUCAAAUUCCUGUCGCUCCUCCACGACCACCUGCCCAGACCAAGAUAUUUACGUGGGGAACUAUGAGGACCCGGCGUUGGAGGGACCGGCACACGAGCAGUCCCUUCAGACGGAAUACGAGAACAAGUAUGAGCGGAGUAGUGGGGGCAGUCGCAGUAGCCGUGGGACUAAUAGCAGUGAUAACAGUGACACAUUUGUCUCUAAUGCUUCUACGGGCAAUCACAGUGCUUUGCACAGUCUGGUUGCAAGCCUGAAGCAAGAGGUAACCAAGCAGAAGAUUGAGUAUGAAGCAAGAAUAAAAAGUGUGGAGCAGAAGAAUGUAGAGCUGGAGUCUGAAUUGAUGGUGCUGCAUGAAGAGCUGGACCAGGAGAGGAAGAAGUACACCAUGGUGGAAAUCAAAAUGAGGAACACCGAACGUGCCCGGGAGGAUGCGGAGAAACGGAAUGAAAUGUUACAGAAGGAAAUGGAGCAAUUUUUCUCAACGUUUGGAGAUCUGACUGUGGAGCCAAGAAGGCCAGAGAGGAAUAAUACCAUCUGGAUACAAUAAAGGUCAAAGCAUUGAGACUGUGGCUAUAGAGUACAAAACCAGGUGACUGGUCACCUGUCUGGAGAUAGCACUCAAUAACAUUAAACACGUUGGAGGAAAAGAAAGUACAUUUCAACAUGAGUUGCCAGUAUUUUAGUUGUGUACUUACCACGUUACUAUAACCUAUAAACUCCCAUGUAAUUAUGUUACUGUUAAGUGUUACAGCUGGUUGUGUAUAUAGCUUAAAAACAAAAUCAGUGGCAUCUGUAAGACUAUGUAUUUCAAAGCAAAACAGGAAACCUUUAAUGAAAGUCUUGUAUUUAAACUGCAGAAAUUAAUAUUGUUGUGUCGCAAUUAAGCUUUUUAUCGAGGCUUUUACCUUGCACUUAAUGUAAGCUAUUUUUUAGCAUCGUGGUAUGGUUGGGUUUUUUUGUAAUUAAAUUUUUUUUGAAAACUGCCCGCGCCCCCCCCCCCCCUCCUCCCCAUCCCUUUUUCUUGCAGGGGAUGAGAGAAUCCUGAGAGGUCCAGAGGCGAUUCGGAAGAGGGAUUCUAAAUAUUGACUUGUGUGAUGCCGCUUUACUUGCUUUACCAUUUUACUUGUUCAUGACCAAAAAAAUGUGUACAUAUUUUAUAAAAAAUAUAACAGAU